AUGAAAAAAAGAAAAGCAAAGUCAGAAGAUGAGUCUAUACAAGAUGAAAAAACUAAACAUCAAGAUGAGGCAGAUUUGGUAUGUACUAAAAAGCGAGAGGACAAACAACGUGCUAAGGAGGACAACACCAUUAAAUGUUACGCAUUUGACCUCCAACAGUGCCUGCCAACACCCUACUUAAAUACGUCGGUGGCAUUCUAUAAACGCCAACUGUGGACGUUCAACCUAACUUUCCAUGAAACGACAACAGGGGAUGUAACUUGCUUCAUGUGGCAUGAGGCCGAAGGUGCAAGAGGAGCCAAUCAAAUCGCUACAUGUAUUUUUAAACAACUGUCAAGUUUGACACAACAAAUCAAAAAAGCCAUUUUAUAUUCAGAUUCAUGUGGGGGCCAAAACAGAAAUUCACAUGUCUCAGCAAUGUUUUUAACGCUUUUGCAGCAAUGUUCUCAGCUGGAGCAAAUAGACCACAAGUUUAUGGUCAGUGGUCAUAGCCACCUUGAAUGUGAUGUUGAUCAUGGGAUGAUAGAGAAACAAAAGAAACAUCUACAGAUGCAAAUUUCAGUUCCUCACGAUUGGUACCAGUUAGUACGAGAUACUGGAAAAAAGAAAAAGUUUCAAGUGGUGGAAUUAAACCACAAAGAUUUCGUAAACUAUUCCGACCUAUAUAAAAGCCAUCUUAAACUAAAACAAGAAGAUAGCAAUGGUAACUCCUUCAAGUGGACAGAGUUACGGUGGCUAAGGUACCGUCAAGAAUUUCCAAAAAAUAUUUUUUUCAAGUCUUCACUAGACGAAAGGGAAGAAUUUCGAUGUAUGAAUUUAGAAGGAAGGAUAUCACAAGAUACACCCUUAAAUUCGCUACCUUGCUAUACAUCUUCAUUAGUAAUUUCUAAUGAAAAAAAGAUUCUGGAUUUACUAAGUCCAGACUUUCACGAUUUUGAUAAAAAUCUGAAAACUACUAACAAUGCCAAAAGCACAUUGCACGACCUAGUGAAAGAAAAAGAUGAAGAGCUAGAAUAA
Psylliodes chrysocephalus is the source of this 1017-nucleotide messenger RNA. NCBI's taxonomy places the organism in Eukaryota, Metazoa, Arthropoda, Insecta, Coleoptera, Chrysomelidae. The record is from the annotation of a GenBank genome assembly.